CUUCGCUUUCGAAAGUUUCACAUCCGCAAGAGAGCGGCAAGGCAAGACAACGCGAAGUAGGCAAAGAAGUCUCGCGCGCGAACUCGGUACGCUGCAGGCGAUGACCGCAUUCAUAUGAGUUUUUAUUAUAUUGUGAGUGUGCUGUCGUGUUCUCCGUUCCGUUAAAGUGCUUGCGAAAAUGCUGUAUAGGUGAACUAUCGGAAUAUACAAAGUGUUGUGAUUGUGAAUACUAUUCUCUAGCUCUUCUAUCUCUCACUGUAUCUCAAAGGUUGUAAAAAUGCCUUGCUCAGCGGUAACUCUGUCUAUAGCGACUAUUACAGCGAUUGUGGCUGCUGCAUUGAUGGCAAUAGCAUUUUCAACUGAUAACUGGCUUUAUAUUGAAGUAAAGCGCUCUAGUAUUCAGCAAUAUGCAGCGGAGAACUCGGCAGGAAACUCGCAGAUCCUAGACAGUCUGAACAACAAGUACUACUUCUACACGCGGACGCGGGGCCUCUUCCGCAUCUGCUAUCCGAAGGAGCGACCUCCCACUGUGGAGAUCUACCUAUCGCCAGUGGAGACACACUGCAGUAAUGUGGACUACUUCAUACCAGACGAGAACAACGAAACGAAAGGACUCUCCGACGAUGCUAUGAACAGACUGCACAUGGCGCGGUCGACGGUGGCACUAUUCAUCGUGGCGUUCCUCUCUCUGUUCAUCGCGUUCUGGACCGGCGUCGUCGGCUGCUGGAAGCGGAGUCCCGGCAACAUUACCGCCACUGCCAUACUCAUGCUCGUCACUUGUUUGUUAUCGGCAGGAGCGAUGGCUCUAUGGCACGGAGUGGAAUUCUACGAGAAGGAAAAGGUAGUCGGCGAGGAGUAUUAUCAGCAGUGGCCCAACGUGCUAAAAGACAACUCGUCGAUAUGGUACGACUGGUCAUACAUCCUGGCCUGGUUGGCUGUGGGGGUCUCCUUCGGUAGCUCCGUACUCUUCUUCUCCGCCGCCAUCUGCCUCAGCAAAGAGAAGCGGCGCGAACAGCAGAAUAACGUCCAGUACAUUAUGCCAGUGUACCCGCAAAAGCAGCAAUACGCGUACGCCGGGUACCCGCCGCCGCAGGCGUACCCCGGCCCCUACUACCACGGCUCGCAGUACGGGCCCUACAACUACUGAGCAUGUGACCAGAUGAGGGACCUCGUGGCGGCGCACUUCGCCAACGCGCCCGCCCCGCAGGCACCCGCGCGCAACCAUACCCCCUCCCCCUGCCUGCCCCAUAGACAACCCUCCACAUCAUCCCUAGAGACAUACAACUCCCACC
This is a messenger RNA of Pectinophora gossypiella (pink bollworm), 1292 nucleotides long. RefSeq lists its product as uncharacterized. Bases 278 to 1147 code for a protein of 289 amino acids. NCBI's taxonomy places the organism in Eukaryota, Metazoa, Arthropoda, Insecta, Lepidoptera, Gelechiidae. The record is from RefSeq and is a predicted model, not a curated record. The transcript has 7 exons. Gene Ontology annotation, cellular component: membrane.